AUGGGAAAUGCAGCUGGAGGUUAUAGAGUUGUCGGAGAGGACUUUUGCUUCGCCAGAGGUGGCAGCUAUAAGAGUUCUCUAGUUCCUAUCACCGUAGAAGUUGGAGACGUUGUGGUUGAUUACAGCUCCCUGGAUGCCAGCAUCGCUCUCAAUGGGACUAACUAUGAUGAUUGGAAAGAGUCCCUGAAUAUGUAUCUUACCAUUUCUGAAAAAGAUUUAGCUCUAAGAGAACCCAAGCCUGUGGAUCUCUCUUUUGAGUCCACAAUCACCAAAUACACAAUUGAAAAGGGAAUUAGGGACAGCAUUCCUGAAAAGGAUACUACAGUGGAAUACUUGAAAGCUGUUGGUAACAAAUACAAGAAACUUGACAAGACUCAAAAGAACUAUUAUUUGUCAGUUCUUAAAAAUACUCGAUAUGACAGAGUUUCUAAUGUCAAGGAGCAUAUUCUAAAGCUUUAUGCAUUCUUUAGGACUUCAUACAACUCACAAGAAGCUAAAUUUUCUGUCUACCAGAUGAUAUCAAUAGUCACUCAAGAAGAGGAAGCUAUAAAGAAGAAUUCCUCUCACUCAGUAAACUAUGUUUCUCAUAGCUCUAGCAGCAAAUCUAGAGGGUUGUAUAAGGAAAAGGGGAAGAAGCAUGAGUCACUUGAACUUCCUAAUCUCCAUAUUAAUGCUGCCAUUGGGCAUAAAUGUCAAAGGCCUAAUGAUAAUUCCUUUAUGUUAUGGCAUCGUCAUUUAGGUCAUAUCUCUAGAGAGAAAUUGGAGCACGUGGCCAAGCAAGGUUCCUUACAAGACCUUGAUUUCUCAGAUUUUGAGACUUGUGUUGACUAUAUAAAGGCAAAAUUCCCUGCUAGAGCUAGAAUCAAAGGGGCAAAGAGAUCUGAAAAUAGCUUAGACCUAAUCCAUACUAAUAUCUGUGGACCUAUUACACCUCUAGCUAUAGGUAGUUUUAGAUAUUUUAUCACCUUCAUAGAUGAUUACUCUCAUCAUGGAUGGAUUGAAUUCUUACGUGAAAAGGGCAAGUCUUUUAAUGCAUUCAAGACCCUUAAGGCAAUAGUCAAAUUGAAAUCUAGGAAGUUGAUCAAAUAUGUGAGAUUUGAUAGAGGAGGAGAAUUUUAUAGGAGAUGUACUGAGACUGGCAGGAACCCUGGGCCAUUCGCUUUGUACCUUCAAGAGCAUGGCAUUGAAGCUCAGUAUACUAUGCCUAGCACCCCGCAAUAG
Molecule: messenger RNA, 1221 nt
Organism: Prosopis cineraria
Lineage: Eukaryota; Viridiplantae; Streptophyta; Magnoliopsida; Fabales; Fabaceae
Exons: 6
Coding region: 1-1221 (406 amino acids)
Biological process (GO): DNA integration
Molecular function (GO): nucleic acid binding
Source: RefSeq, a predicted model, not a curated record